UUUGAAAUAGGGACGGGGAAACUGGUCGACAACUCAGCUCCGGUGAGGGCGAGAGUCCCGUGGGGAAGAGCGGAGACCCCCUCAAUGGACAACAACCCGUCUGGAAUUCUUUUACUAACACGCGAAGGGAAUUUAAUAAUCGCUUGCACCGUAUGUGGAUAAUUCAUCCCGACGUACUUCACGCGCCGAGCCGUCGUAGCCCUUCCUUGGACUGCUCUUCCUCUCGUCGCUGGUGUUUUCCUGGCUGAUUUCCUGUUGCAAAAAAAAAAAAAAAAAGAAAAAAAAAACCGAAGGGAGGAAAAAAUGAAAAAGAGGACUUGUGUAUGUGUAUAAUUUUGGGAUGAAAUGUGGAAAAGAAAACACUGAAGCGAUGGGAGACAAAACGCAACGGGAUUUGGAAAGACGAUUUGAAAAUGAAGGAACAAACAAAGACAAUCCUUUCGUUGCAUUGAAGGAGAAACGGAGGAUGGAGUUGUGAGUCGACCGAAUAAGCUGCAAGCGAAAGUAACAUGUUUGUGGUUAAUCUAAAAACUCGAGCAACUUUUUAUUUUCGGAUUCGUCCGUUUUGAUUGCGGUGACUUCGCGGUCCUGUGAGGGGGGGAAAAAUGAGCGCCCGCUUGCUCCAGUUUGUGACUUUGCUGCUCGGCGGCGUCGGCGGCUCCGCGCUCGCGGCCGGUUGCAAAUCGUACGACGAGCACUCGAAAAGCACCGGGAAGAGCCUGGCGUCCGACAGGAAGGUGGUCUGCAGCAACAUGGAGCUCCGCCAGGUGCUCCCGCCGGACUCCUUCCCGAAUCGGACCGUCACGCUAAUACUCAACAACAAUAAAAUCCAAGAACUGAAGAACGGCUCAUUUGUCGGCUUGUCUACGUUGGAAAAACUGGACCUGCGGAAUAACCUGAUCAGCCGCAUAGAACCGGGCGCUUUCCUCGGCUUGCCAGCUCUGAAAAGACUGGAGUUGUCCAACAACAGCAUCGGCUGCCUGAAUGUUGACAUCUUCCGGGGCCUCACCAGUCUCAUCCGGCUAAAUCUUUCAGGGAAUUUGUUCUCUUCGUUGGCUCAAGGGACCUUUGACAGUCUCGUGUCGUUGAAGUCACUGGACUUCCAGACGCCGUACCUGCUCUGCGACUGCAACCUGCUGUGGCUGCUGCGCUGGCUCCGUGACCGGAACGUGGCGGCCAAGACCACCAAGUGCUCGUACCCGCAGUCGUUACAGGGCCAGCUCAUCACCGCCAUCAGACCGGAGCUCCUUACGUGCGACGCCCCGCUGGAGUUGCCCUCCUUCCAGCUGACUCCGUCCCAGCGCCAGGUGGUCUUUCAGGGAGACAGCCUGCCCUUCCAGUGCCAGGCGUCCUUCGUAGCUGAGGACAUGCAGGUGCUGUGGUAUCAGAACGGGCGCAUGGUGACCCCCGACGCCGCCCAGGGCAUCUACAUUGAGAAACACAUGGUGCAGAACUGCUCUCUGAUUGCAAGCGCGUUGACCAUCUCAAACAUCCAACCGGGCUUCACCGGGAACUGGGAGUGCCGGGUCAGGACGAGCCGAGGGAACACCACAAGGACGGUCCACAUCGUGGUGUUGGAGAGUUCCGCCAAAUACUGCGCCCCCGAACGCAUCUCCAACAACAAGGGAGACUUCCGGUGGCCGCGCACCCUGGCCGGAAUCCGAGCCUUCCUCCCCUGCAACAGAUUGCAGUCGAGCGCAGGAAGCUACCUGGGCGUCUCCGGAGAGGAGCAGCGUGCCUGGCGGAAUUGUAACCGCGACGGGCUCUGGGCGGAGGAAGAUUAUUCCCAAUGCCAGUUCCAAAAAGACGUCACCCGGUUUCUCUACGUCAUCAACCAGAUGCCUCUGAACGACAGCAACGUGGUGCCCAGGGCGCGCCGCCUCCUCCUCUGCACCAAGGACGCCGGCAACUUCUCCGACAAGAUGGACAUCAUCUUCGUGGCGGAGAUGAUCGAGAAGUUCGCCAAGUUCGCGGACAAGUUUAAAGACCUCGGUGAAGUGAUGGUGAGCAUGGCGAGUAAUCUGAUGCUGGCCGACGAGCGCGUGCUGUGGAUGGCGCAGCGCGAGGCCACGGCGUGCUCUCGGAUCAUCGCUUGCCUCCAGAAGAUCGCCGCCCACCGCUUGGCCUCAGCACAGGCCUUCUCCCUGACGUCCCCCAAUAUAGCGCUGGAGGCCCACGCGGUGAAGGCCAACGAGUGGAACGGCAUGACCUGCAUGUUGUUCCAGAGGCCCAUCCCGGAACGGACCACCGGGCAGGACCGCCAGCUCACCUUUAAAUGCAACACCACGGGCUCCUUCUCCAGCGUCCUACUAAAGAGCACCACGGUCGAGGCUUCCCUGCAGCUUCCUCAGUCGCUCUUGACCCAGGCCGCACUGGUCCCCGGGCAGGGCGAGGACACGGUUUACAAGCUGCACCUCCUGGGGUUCCGCAACGGCAAGUUUUUCCCGUCCACCGGCAACUCCUCCAAACUGGCCGACGGCGGGAAGCGGAGGACCGUGGCCACGCCCGUCAUCAUGGCGAAGAUCGACGGCAUCUCGGCGCGCGCGCUGCGGACGCCCGUCAACAUCACCCUGCGGCGCUUCACGCGCGGCUCCGACGCCGUGUCGGCCCGCUGGGACUUCGGCCUGGCGGGCGGCCGGGGCGGCUGGGACAGCGACGGCUGCCGCACCCUGGGCCACCACGACAACUUCACCACCAUCUCCUGCAACUCGCUCGGCAACUACGGGCUGCUCAUGGACCUGAGCACCGUGGACUAUUUCACUCCCACCAUCGUACCGCUGCAUCCGGUCAUCUACGCCACCGCCAUCGUGCUCCUCUCCUGCCUGCUGACCAUCAUCGUCACUUACGUCUACCACCACAAGUCGGUGCGCGUCAGCCGCAAGUGUUGGCACAUGCUGGUCAACCUCUGCUUCCACGUCUCGCUCACGUGCGCCGUGUUCGCGGGCGGCAUCAAUCAAACGCGCUACGCCAGUGUGUGCCAAGCGGUGGGCAUUUUACUGCACUACUCCACGCUGGCUACUGCCCUCUGGGUGGGCGUGACGGCGCGGAACAUUUACAAACAAGUGACGCGCAAAGCCAAGCGCUACGAGGAACCGGACGAGCCACCCCCGCCGCCGCGCCCGAUGCUGAGGUUCUACUUAAUCGGCGGCGGAAUCCCCACUAUCGUUUGCGGCAUCACUGCGGCGGCCAACAUCAAGAACUACGGCAGCCAGAUCAAUGCGCCAUACUGCUGGAUGGCGUGGGAGCCGAGCAUCGGCGCUUUCUACGGCCCGGCGGGUUUUAUCAUCUUCGUGGACUGCGUGUAUUUCCUCAGCAUCCUGCUUCAGCUGCGCCGGCACCCGGAGCGCCGCUACGAAUUGAAGGAGCCGGCCGAGGAGCAGCAGCAUUUAGCCGGCGAGGGGCCGGCAGACGGCGCGCGCCACCCCCUCGCGCCCGGCGCGGUGUCGCCAGCCGCGCCCCUGGCGGCGCUGGAGAACGAGCACACGUUUGGCGCUCAGCUGACCGGGGCGGCGGCGGCGUUGGGGUUGUACGCCGGGCUCUGGGUGUUCGGCGCCACGGCCGUGUCGCAGGACCACCCUUUCGAUUUGGCGUUCACGUGCCUGUUUGGCGUGGCGGCGCUGGCCCUCGCCACUUUCAUGGUCGCGCACCACUGCGUCAACAGGCAGGACGUGAGGCACUUGUGGUCGCGGGCCUGUUGCCCCGGGCGGUGCCGCUACUCGACGCAGGAGGACGCUCUGCUGCCGCGGGCCGGCGCCGCCGCCGCCGCGUCCGCGGCCGGAUCGGCCAAGACGGACGGCGAGUCGAACAGGGGCGCCGGCAGCAGCAGCGCCGACUCCUCGUACACCGACAGAAGCGCGCCCGGCGUGCGGAACUCGGCGCAGGGGAGCAAGCUGACCAAUCUGCACGCGGAGGCCGCCCAGUGCAAGCCCUCCUCCGCCUCCGCUCCGGCGGUGACCGUUUUGGACAACAGCCUGACGGAGCAUUCGGUGGACACCGAAAUCAAGAUGCACGUGGCACCGGUGGAGGUCCAGUUCGGCCCCGUGGACGACAACCCCGCCGCCGGCAGGCCCCACAAAAACCGAUCCCGCGCUCACCGGGCCAGCCGCCUAACGGUCCUGCGGGAGUACGCCUACGACGUGCCCACCAGCGUGGACGGCAGCGUCCGCAGCGCCCCCAGCAGGCGGCACCACUAUUACGACAUGGCGGCGCGCAACAGCCGCCGCGCCGCCUACAUGGCCUACAGGGAGCGCCACCGCAGUCAGCUGCAGCACGACAGCAGCGACAGCGCCAGCCUCCCGCGACCCGCCCGCAAGCCGGAGGAGGCGGGGGCGCCGCCCGCCGAGCCCAAAGACGUCGGCGGCGGCGAACUGGAAACCAAAUCAUACGGCCUCAACCUCAUCACGCAAAACGGCGGCGCGCUCAAAGAAAACGGACAAGCGGUUCCACUCAUUAGCGCAGGCGAGAGCGCCCCCUGUAUCAAAACUGGCUUGUGGAAACACGAAACUACCGUGUAGAGACAAUUUCCAUCCGGAAUACCCUCGUCACUGUGAAAUGCCGUUUUGUUGGUGGUGUAUUAUUAUUAUUAUUUUUUUUUUUUUUCAAAUUCACAAUUUACGUCACGUUUGGAAGAAGCGGCCGUGGUGGUACCGCUCGUCGGCUUUUUAUAAAUGUUCUAUUUUUAUAAGAGACGCUGUUGCCGCUCCGUUUACAACAUCAGCAGUAAUAAAACAAAUCACAUCACA
Molecule: messenger RNA, 4742 nt
Organism: Syngnathoides biaculeatus (alligator pipefish)
Lineage: Eukaryota; Metazoa; Chordata; Actinopteri; Syngnathiformes; Syngnathidae
Gene: adgra3
Product: adhesion G protein-coupled receptor A3
Exons: 19
Coding region: 606-4514 (1302 amino acids)
Biological process (GO): cell surface receptor signaling pathway; G protein-coupled receptor signaling pathway
Cellular component (GO): external side of plasma membrane; plasma membrane
Molecular function (GO): protein binding; G protein-coupled receptor activity
Source: RefSeq, a predicted model, not a curated record